CAGUGAUGAACUUAUUGCUAGGUUGGACUAAUCAAAUCGUGCGAGCCAAAUUACAAUUUCACCGCAGGUAGACUCUAAAACUAGGGUAGUUUCGUAAAUCAAUUUUCUACUACAAUACAAUUCGGCUUGGGGUUUUCUAUACUGCUAUAUACAUAGGGAAGAGAGAGAGAAAGAAGAGGAGAGAGAGAUACACUCGUCUCUCUCUGUGUUUGUUUUGGUGAUCUGUGUCUAGCCGAUCGUCGUUCAAAACAUCUUUGUUUAUUUUUAGUCAGUCAUCCCUCUCUAACUUUUACUUGCAUUCGUCGAUUUAUUUCAUUCUAUUUUAAUGCUAAAUCUAUUACUCUUUCUGUAGAAACUUUUGAUCGAUUCGAUAUUUGUUUAUUUGUUCUUUUGGGAAUAAUCGAUAGACUAACGGAUUUUUGAAGUAUAUAUACUAAUUAGGAUCCGUGUUGGAUCACUUUUGAUUUUUGCAAGUUUUUUGAUUUCCGUACAAGCAAACCCUAGUUUUAUUGCUACACCUACUAUGUCUCCGGUUCAUCGUAACGAUACAUCGGAUACUGGAACCGGCGCCGGUGGUCCCAAUAGUCCACAGCAGUCACGGCGAUCAUCAGCCGGGCGUGGCGUUUCCUCUCCUUGGAAGCAGGUUGUUCGCUGUGGCGAAUCAGAAUCUACCGUUGCGGUCCCUUCACCUCCUCCUCCGUGCGAGCAAGUCGUUCCCUCCUCUGAUUGUGAAGUGGCGAUAGCAGGCAGUGUGUCUUCGUUAGCAUCAUCUUCUGAUGCUGCUCAGGUUGAGCGUUCUGAUAAUGGAAGCGGCGACGGCACCAACAGCAACGGGGCUAAAAAACCGGCUUGGAAUAAACCCUCGAAUAAUGCGGUUGAUGUUAGUCCUGUUAUGGGUGCUGUCUCUUGGCCUGCUCUCUCUGAAUCCACUAAGGCUUCACCUAAAUUCCCUUCGUCUGAUGAAUCAGUUUCUGUAUCACAGGGCACUGGAAUGGCAUCAGCUUCUCAUAGGCAAGCUAAUACCAGCAAUGCGAACACUAAUACAAUGUUGAACCCUGUUGUACCCAGCCCCCAAAGGUCUAUGAAGCGCGGUGGUUGCAAUUCGAACCAUAAUAAUGCAUCAGCAAACGGUGUCUUUUCUCAGCAAAAGGAACAGGGUUUAGAGGUUGAAACAGUCCUUAAUAAUUCUGGAAAGUCAGGUAAUUCUGGUGCUGAAUCUUCUUCAAGGGAUAAUAGUCAUAGGGAUGGUGGACAAUGGGGAUCUCAAUCACAUGGUGGAAAUGACCACCAGCAUCAACGAAAUGCAAAUAGGAGAAGCAAUGCUGGUCCACACCCACGUGGAGAUGGCACGUAUCAUCAUGGUUAUGGGGGUAGGCGUGAUCAGGAACGGCGGAAUCCGGAUUGGAAACCUCACAGAAGUUGGGGGAAUAGGGAUUCACACAUGCAGCCGCAAAGAGGUCCACCUAGGCCAUUUAUGGAGGGCCCACCUCAUACGUCUCCACCUCCACCUUUUAUACCAACACCCAUGCCUGGGCAGCCCUAUCGAACUCCCAUGGUUUACUCUGAAGUUCCCCCUGUAUUUUAUUUUCCAGGUCCAUUCCCUGAUUCAUUCAGAGUGCCUAUGCUUGCUCCUGUGUCACCUAUCUUCCUUCAUGUUCCAGAUACCCAGUUGCAUACUAGAAUAGUGAACCAGAUAGAUUAUUAUUUCAGUAAUGAGAAUUUAAUUAAGGACACAUUCUUGCGACAGAACAUGGAUGAAUAUGGAUGGGUUCCAGUUACGCUAAUAGCAGGCUUCAAGAAAGUAAUGGAGUUGACAGAUAAUAUACAACUGAUACUGAAUGCUGUGAGGUCCUCUACUGUUGUAGAAGUGCAGGGUGAAAAGUUGAGGCGGAGAGAUGACUGGGUUCAUUGGCUCAUACCACCAUCAAUGCAGAAUUCAACCAUCUCAAGUCCUCAAUCUCCUCAAAACUCUAAUCCUGAUUUACUUGUAGAAAAUCCCCAACGUGUUGUAUUUGAUUAUAAGACUGUAAGUCAUGGAAAUGCUGGAGCACAUCUUAGUAUAUCAUCAUCUACUGAAGUAAGUACUCCAUCUAAGCAGUUUGGCAAUGAGAUGGCUGGACAAGCUGGUGCUCAGCAUUCACAGCCAAUGCCAGUUGGAAAUCCAAGUUAAAGGAGUUAACUGUUCUGUUGUGGAGUGAAGAGUGAAGCCCAGGGGUUGGUAGCUAUUGUGCUUCUUCAACCAAUCAAUGAAUCUAGUCCUUACUGUUGCUGGUGUGGCAAUGAAGUCUCAUGAAGGAAAUAGACAGGGAAUAAAAGAGAACAAACAAAAUUGGGAAUAGAAUUAUAAUGUGUCUUUUAAGCAAGCUGACAGCUUGAUUUUGUUGGGAUGUAUAUUUUGUUUUGCUGGGGAUAAGAGUAUUUUCUGUUCCUUUUAUGAUAUAUGUUCCUGUCAUGGUUAUUUAUUAUACAGCUCCGGGGAUUUUUGGUUCUACUUCCCCAUGCAGCCCCUCAGCUUUAUCCUUUCAAACCAGAAUCUUUGGUGCUGCAUCACGUAUCUUUGAAGGAGGUAAAGCCUGCUGAAAGGUAUGAAGUUGCUGGCAUCUGAAAAGCCAGGGAGAAUGGUCUUGCUGGAUUUCCACUGCUGUGAAGACUCUUGUGGGCACUUGAUUAUCUUGUUAUUGUCUUUCUGUUUGUUUCAAACGUAGCACCAUCGACUCUUUUUAAUGUUUAUAUUUAUACCUGUUUUUAAGAAAGGCAUUUGUUGCCCUUAGAGAACUUAAUAAGCAUCUUUAUGCUUGGUUGUGAUAUUUUUCUUUUGGUGAUAUCAUAUAAUGUAGUUGUUAUAA
Messenger RNA from Capsicum annuum, 2846 nucleotides. Its product is annotated as la-related protein 1C. NCBI's taxonomy places the organism in Eukaryota, Viridiplantae, Streptophyta, Magnoliopsida, Solanales, Solanaceae. Gene Ontology annotation, molecular function: RNA binding. The coding region runs from base 524 to 2170 and encodes 548 amino acids. The transcript has 6 exons. The record is from RefSeq and is a predicted model, not a curated record.